UGUGCAUAUAUCCAGUUACUUAAUGAAUACAUGUUUAUUUUCUUUCGUUUAUUCAGAACUUGUUAUCUCUCAGACUUAACAGAGAAACAGCAAAGGAGAAAAAAGAAAAGCAAAUGGGAAUUAUCAACCACCGUUGGGAUGAGAUUUAUUUUCAACCACUAUGGAUCACUUUGUGGUUGUUUCCUUUGCACUGAAUAUCACUAAAGCCCCAACCAUUUUGAAUAUUAUUUGGCUUUCCCCUCUAUGACUUGGAAAGAAAAUGACAAAUGAGACCACCGUGACUGAAUGUAUUCUCAAGGGCUUCUCAAACGUGCCUGAAAUGACUCUUAUUAGCACUGCACUCUUCCUUUUCAUCUACCUUUUUGCCCUUGUGGGGAACAUGUCCAUCAACCUAGCUGUGGCCAGAAACAUCCGCCUCCAUACUCCCAUGUACUUCUUCCUGCAGAAUCUGUCUUUCUUGGACAUGUGCUACACCUCAGUCACUGUCCCGAAGGCACUUAUCAAUUCACUUAUGGGCUUCAAAGUCAUUUCCUUUUGGGAAUGUGUGGCUCAGCUCUAUAUAUUUGUAAUGCUGUGUGCCUCUGAGUGCUUCUUACUCACAUACAUGGCAUAUGACCGUUGUUUAGCCAUCUACAAGCCUCUUAUCUAUGGUUUCAUUAUGAGCAGAAAGCUGUGUACAGAGCUUGUCAUUGUGGCCUGGUUAAGUGGAGCUCUCUAUGCCAUCUUUCACACUAUCAACACCUUCUCUCUACUAUUCUGUGGGCCCAAUGUCAUUGACCAUUUCUUCUGUGACUGCUCUCCCAUUAUGAGACUGUCUUGCAGUGACUCCCAUGUCAAUCAAGAAGUUGGAUUCGCAGUUGGGGGGUGUAUCAUUCUCAGUGCUUUUGCCCUCACCAUAAUCUCCUAUGUUCUCAUCAUCUCUACCAUUGCUCAAAUCCACUCUGCUGGUGGCCGUCAAAAGGCUUUCUCCACCUGUUCCUCUCACCUGGCCACUGUCAUUCUGUUUUAUGUCACUGGGAGCUUUGCUUACCUCACACCCACUUCCCAGUACUCUCCCACUCAAGGACGGUUAGUGUCUGUGUUUUACUCCAUCCUCACACCCAGCCUAAAUCCCAUCGUCUACUGUCUGAGAAACAAAGACAUGCAGAUGGCCCUGAAAAAGCUGUUUUUCUAUCCAAGUAGACAUGUUUUCUUGUAUUGACUAUAUUGCUGUGAACAUUUUUCCACAUUGACUAUGUGCAUGUUUAGGAAGGCAGCUUACUCGUUGGCAGAAAGGGAUCACAGAUUUCACUCUUGAUAAAACGGCAAAUUAAGAAAAGAAUAAUUUCUGAGGCCUCCGUUCUGUUCCGU
This is a messenger RNA of Macaca mulatta (Rhesus monkey), 1350 nucleotides long. Its product is annotated as olfactory receptor 5V1-like. Gene Ontology annotation, cellular component: membrane. The record is from RefSeq and is a predicted model, not a curated record. Gene Ontology annotation, molecular function: olfactory receptor activity; G protein-coupled receptor activity. NCBI's taxonomy places the organism in Eukaryota, Metazoa, Chordata, Mammalia, Primates, Cercopithecidae. Gene Ontology annotation, biological process: G protein-coupled receptor signaling pathway.